AACACUAACAAAGUACUGUGGUGUGGGUAAGUCGACCGGACAGAGAUCGAAUGAGAACACAGUUCACAGCGUCAUUUUUGUUGAUUUUUUUUAAAAAUAAUUAUAAUUAAUUAGCACAGUCUAACCAAAACGGGAGCAAUUGUGUUUAUGUCAUCAAGUAAAACAGUAGACCGUUUUUGCUGAGGGGUUUAACAAAUGGCAGAAUCAGAGCACAACACACUUCAAAAGACCACGGAGGAUACAGAAGAUCACCCUGAUCACCCUAGUCCAACACAAGAGGCAGAUGUACAUCCACCAGAAGAGGAAUUGAAAGAAAAAGAGAAUGAGAGAGAGGAGGAGCCCCCAUCAGAGCAGGCUGAGAGUGAGGAGGCAUCAGAAAAGACUGGGGAAGCUCAGGAGGCAGAUGAAAGUGGGGAGAAGCAAACUAGCCUGCCAACUAGUGAAGCCUUUGGAGAGGGGGAGAGCGACGAACCCCAACCAGUCAUAGGGGAGCCUCUUUCCCGUGAAGACAGCCCUGUUAGAGACUUGGAACAAGGCCCUCCAAAGCUAGAACCAGGGACCCCAGAGAGACCAGGGAGCCUCAUAAUAACCGAGGAAAGCAUAGAUGAAGAAGAGGAAGAAGGCCAAACUAUAAACCGGGAAGAAAUUCUGGCAAAAUACAAAGCGCUGAUGGAAGAGAAGGAGCAACUCAGUCAACUGAACGGCCAAAUUCAGAACAAGUUGGCAGAGUACUUCCGCAGGAAGGCAGGGGACGAUGCCCGGCACGAGAAGGAGAAGCCGGUGUCCGACCAGGAGCAGCGUUACCUCAAGUACAUGGCCACCAUGGAGGAGCUGAAGUGGCAGUAUGCCCAGGACUCAGAGGCCUACCAGCUGCAGAUAGAUGAUCUGAAGAACCACUGUCAGGGCAAGCUGAGCCUGGUUGACAGUGAAGGGAAAAUCUUCAUGGCAAAGAAGAAGGACAUAGCAGUGGCAGCCAUGAGCCGCAGGUUGGGGAAGCAGGCUGCCCUGAACGAGGUGGAGCAGAUCUUAGCCAGCGAGCAGCGCAAGGAGAGCGAUCUGAUCCAGGUGCGGCUUGCAAACAUCAAGCUGAAAAACAAGAUCCGCAAGUUCGAGGCCAUGCUGAAGGAGAAGGAGGAACUCGCAGAGGGGCUGCACCUCAUCGACUUCGAGCAGCUGAAGAUUGAAAACCAGACCUACAACGAGAAGAUUGAGGAGCGCAACGAGGAGCUGCUGAAGCUCCGCAAGAAGAUCACCAGCACAGUGCAGGUCCUCACCCACAUCAAGGAGAAGCUCCAGUUUGUGCAGGUGGAGAACCAGGACAAGAAGGCACAGCUCAUGGACGUGGAGGCAUUGGUCGCCCACAAGAGGGAUAUCCUCACUAAGACCAAGCAGGCCCGGGAUGGCCUACGCAUGGACAACCUCAAACUGCGGCAGAGAUGUGGGCUGCUGGGUAAUGAGGCCCUGCUCCGGGACUUUGAGGAUAAAGUGGACGCCUCAGAGGCUCUCAGCCAGAGGCUGGAAAUGCUGAAACGCCGCCAUGCCGAGCUGACGCUGAAAUGCAGCGGCAUCAAGAAAAAAAUCGAGCAAGCCAAACCUUCCCACGAGUAUAUCUAACACACAGACACAGCGCUUUCCAGCAAAGCACCAUAAAAGCUGGCAUCUUGGUAUGUGACAUUGCACAUUGUUUAACAACCCUUUAACCAGUGUGUUUUUUUUUUUUUUGGUUUGUGUGAACAUCUUCUAAUUGUUAUUAAACUUGUGAGCUUAA
Messenger RNA from Polyodon spathula (Mississippi paddlefish), 1768 nucleotides. RefSeq names its product coiled-coil domain containing 96 (gene cfap184). NCBI's taxonomy places the organism in Eukaryota, Metazoa, Chordata, Actinopteri, Acipenseriformes, Polyodontidae. The transcript has a single exon. The record is from RefSeq and is a predicted model, not a curated record. Bases 196 to 1614 code for a protein of 472 amino acids. Gene Ontology annotation, biological process: cilium assembly. Gene Ontology annotation, cellular component: axoneme; ciliary basal body.